Centropristis striata (black sea bass) is the source of this 3704-nucleotide messenger RNA. Its product is annotated as NACHT, LRR and PYD domains-containing protein 12-like. Gene Ontology annotation, molecular function: protein binding. Gene Ontology annotation, biological process: regulation of apoptotic process. NCBI's taxonomy places the organism in Eukaryota, Metazoa, Chordata, Actinopteri, Perciformes, Serranidae. The transcript has 12 exons. The record is from RefSeq and is a predicted model, not a curated record. The coding region runs from base 36 to 3704 and encodes 1222 amino acids.
UAGUGGGGCUCUUCAUCCAUCAGCCGUCGGUCUGCAUGAGGUUCGGCAGGAGACAGAUCAUAUUUCUGUUCACAGUAUUCUAUGAAUUUUACCAGGAUGUCACAAUGACAAAACAAGUCCUCCGAAACAUUCUGGACGAUCUCGGAGAAGAGGACUUCAAGGAUUUCAAGUUGUCCCUGAAAGAUGAACGCCUGAAUGACUUGUCAACCAUCCAGUGGAACAAGCUGGAGAAAGCAGAGACAUGGAAGACAGUCAAUCUGAUGAUCCAGGCCUACACACUUUCCGGAGCUGUGGAAGUGACCACAAAGGUUUUAAAGACGAUCAGAAGGAAUGAUCUGGUGCAGAGAUUGUCAGACGGCAGCUCAGGAACAAGAGGGGACCAGCAUCGGUCUCCCUCAACGACCCAAAGCAACAAAGCAAUUGCAAACGUAUCAGAACGACAACACAUCUCAAGUUACCAACAAAACCUUCAGUCACACUUCCAGGAUAUGUUCAAAUGUGUGCAAGAGGGUUGGGCACAGAAGAAAGACAAGCAACGUCUGGAUAUUAUCUACACAAAGCUGUACAUCACAGCCGGGUGCGACACACACCUCAAAGAAGAGCAUGAGGUCCUCCAGAUGGAAAUGAAGCCAGCAGAUACAGGAACAGAAAUUGAACCCAGUGACGUGUUCAGAGACCCCUCUGGACAAGACAGACCCAUUAGAACACUGCUGACCAAUGGAAUUGCAGGAAUUGGAAAAACAAUUCUUGUACGCAAGUUUGUGUUGGACUGGGCUGAAGGAAGGGCCAGUCAAGAUGUGCAUCUCCUUUUCCCCUUCACCUUCCGCCAGCUGAAUUCAUGGAAAGGUAAAAGGCUGAGUUUGGCAGAACUCAUUUAUGAAUGUUUCGGAGAGAUCAUCCCACACAAAGCUCUGCAGUCACUAAAAAAAACCACCUAUGACAAAAGUGAAUUCAAACUUCUGUUUGUUUUGGAUGGACUGGAUGAGAACCGUCUUGACCUGGACUGCUCUACCAGAAACAUCGAGACAGUUAAGUUUGAUGUGACAGAGUCCACCUCAGUGGAUGUGCUGCUGACAAACCUCAUCAGGGGGAAACUGCUUCCCUCUGCUCGCCUCUGGAUAACCACACGACCUGCAGCAGCCCAUAAGAUCCAUCCUGAUUUUGUUGACCUGGUGACAGAGGUCAGAGGGUUCACUGACCUACAGCAGGAGGAGUACUUCAGGAAGAAAUUCAGAGAUGAGGAGCAGGCCAGCAGAAUCAUCUCCCACAUCAAGACAUCACGAAGCCUCCACAUCAUGUGCCACAUCCCAGUCUUCUGCUGGAUCUCUGCUACAGUUCUGAAGGACAUGAUGACCAGAGAGGGAGGAGAGCUGCCCAAGACCCUGACUGCGAUGUACGCAGAAUUCUUGGCGUUUCAGUUACAUCAGUCAGAAGAGAAGUAUGGAGAAAAGAAGUGCAUUCAGUACAUUAAGUCAUUAGCAAAACUGGCUUUCCAACGUCUGAAAAAGGGCAACCUGAUCUUUUAUGAGAAAGACCUCAAAGAGAGUGGCAUUGACGUCAGUGGAGCCGCUGUGUGCUCAGGAGUCUUCACAGAGAUCUUCAAAGAGGAACGUGGGAGGAAGAAUGAAGACAAGAUGUUUAGCUUUGUCCAUCUGAGUGUUCAGGAGUUUUUGGCGGCUUUGUACGUAGAGAGGAAACUUGUGACUGGAAACAGGAAUGUGAUGUCUGAGCCAAGGCAAAGCUGUGGAGAACAAAUGCGAACGGUUUUCAGCAAAACACCUCAGACAGAGCUCCACAGGUCUGCUAUCGACAAGGCCUUACAGAGUGAAAACGGACACCUGGACCUGUUCCUGCGCUUCCUCCUGGGUCUGUCACUGAAGGCCAAUCAGACUCCGCUACGAAGCAUCCUGCAGAAGAAAAGAAGCUCACAAAUCAAUGAGGAAACAGUAGAGUACAUCAAGGAGAAGAUCAGUGAGAAUCUGUCUCCAGAAAGAAGCAUCAAUCUGCUCCACUGUCUGAAUGAACUGAAUGAUCGUUCUCUGGUGGAGGAGAUCCAACAGUACAUGAGAUCAGGAAGUCUGUCUACACAUAAACUGUCUCCUGCUCAGUGGUCAGCUCUGGUCUUCAUCUUACUGUCAUCAGAAGCAGAUCUGGACGUGUUAGACCUGAAGAAAUACUCUGCUUCAGAGGAGGCUCUUCUGAAGCUGCUGCCAGUGCUCAAAGCCUCCAACAAAGCUCUGCUGAGUGGCUGUAAUCUGUCAGAGAGAAGCUGUGAAGCUCUGUCCUCAGUCCUCAGCUCCCAGUCCUCUGGUCUGAGAGAGCUGGACCUGAGUAACAACAACCUACAGGAUUCAGGAGUGAAGCCUCUCUCUGCUGGACUGAAGAGUCCACACUGCACACUGGAGACUCUCAGGCUGAGCCAAACCAGUCUCACAAGCAAAUGCUGUCAGGAGCUCUCAUCGAUUCUCAGCUCCCAGUCCUCCCCUCUCAGAAAGCUGGACCUGAGUUACAACAAUCUGCAAGAUUCAGGAGUGGAAUUACUCUGUGCAGGAAUGGAGAGUCUACACUGUCCACUGAAGACUCUCAGGCUAAAUGGCUGUUAUCUGUCAGAGAGAAGCUGUGAAGCUCUGUCCUCCGUCCUCAGCUCCCAGUCCUCUGAUCUGAGAGAGCUGGACCUGAGUAACAACGACCUGCAGGAUUCAGGAGUGAAGCCUCUCUUUUCUGGACUGGAGAGUCCAGACUGCACACUGGAGACUCUCAGGUUGAGCCUAACUGGGCUCACAGAGAAGUGCUGUCAUGAGUUCUCCUCAGUCCUCAGCUCCCAGUCCUCCAGUCUGAGAGACCUGGACCUGAGCAACAACGACCUGCAGGAUGCAGGAGUGGAGCUCCUCAGUGCUGGACUGGAAAAUCCACUGUGUAAACUGAAGACCCUCAGUCUGUCAGGGUGUAUGAUCUCAGAGGAAGGCUGUGCUUCUCUGGCCUCAGCUCUCAGCUCCAACCCCUCCCAUCUGACAAAGCUGGACCUGAGCUACAAUCAUCCAGGAGAAUCUGGAGAGAAGCUUCUGUCUGCUGGACUGAAGGAUCCAAACUGGAGACUGGGGACUCUCAAGAUGGAUCAUGGUGGAGAGCAGAGGUUGAAACCUGGUCUGAAGAAAUAUUUCUAUGAACUCACAGUGGACACAAACACGACAAACAAACGCUUGAAACUGUCGGACAACAACCGGAAGGUGACCUCAGGGAGACAGGAGCAGCCGUAUCCGUACCACCCGGACAGGUUCGACGUCUAUCAGCUGCUGUGUCGAGGCGCGCUGACCGCUCGCUGUUACUGGGAGGUGGAGUGGAGCGGAGAGGUGGACGUGUCGGUGAGUUACAGAGGAAUCAGACGGAGAGGAACCGGUGCUGAGUGCAGCUUCGGAGAGAACAAACAAUCGUGGAGUCUGAUCUGCACUGAUGGUGGAGGUUACUCCGUCAGUCACGAUGACAGAAGUACACACCUCUCCUCCUCCUCCUCCCCCUCCUCCUCCUCCUCCUGUGGUAGAGCAGCAGUGUAUGUGGACAGGCCUGCUGGCACUCUGUCCUUCUACAGAGUCUCCUCUGACUCUCUGAUCCACCUCCACACCUUCAGCACCACGUUCACCACUGAACAUCUGUAUGCUGGCUUUGGAUUUGGGUGGCCUGGUUCAGUGUCUCUGUGUUCACUGUAG